Molecule: messenger RNA, 363 nt
Organism: Penicillium oxalicum
Lineage: Eukaryota; Fungi; Ascomycota; Eurotiomycetes; Eurotiales; Aspergillaceae
Exons: 3
Coding region: 1-363 (120 amino acids)
Source: RefSeq, a predicted model, not a curated record
AUGAACCUGAGUCGAUCCUAUUCAACCCUCUCACGCGCGCGAAAGGGUAUGCGGAAGAUGGUAUUGGGUAGUCCAAUUGCUGCAACGAUAUUGACCCAGCUGAAUGGAGGACAGAUGUGCAUUGGGAUCGGCAAACGGUGGGACUGCUACACAUGGACUCUCUCGAGAUCGGACCGUACAGCGAGUACACAUCUUACUGCACCGCACCGUGACCCCGACGACCAUGAGGAUCUUUUGCUUUGUGGUUUGAUAUUCUUUAGUCUCAACGGAAGCCACAGGGCAAAGGGCAAAGAGCAACGAUAUAAACUGCCUUGCGAGCUCCACAUGUCGAAGGCUUCCAUUCAGGGGAACAAGGUCAAGUAA